ACAACAAACAAACUGUUCUCCCUGUUCAAUCUUGACGAUUCUCUCCGGAAUUGCGUGGAAAUCGCCGUCCAUCCUGGAAGUUGUUGGGAUUUUGGUUGACCCCCAUAGAGUAUGGACCCGGUGGAUCCGCCACCUCUGCCCAUGGAACCCGUAGCCGCCGAUCAGACCCCCACAGGCCAUCCCUCGGCCCGGAUUGAUCCCGACCCGGAGGAUACCGAGGAAGAAGAUGGCUUUGAGUCCGUGAUCUUGGGCUCGGUCCAGUUGUCUUUACCCGCGGGAUUAUGUCGGAACACCGACAUUUUGGAUCAAUUUUUCAGUCUGGACUUAUGGGACGCGCUUGAUCCGCCCUUGCAAGCCCGACUACAGCACUUCUUGCCCGUGGAUGCCGAGGUGGAUGCGGCGGAAACCCGAGCGUUGGUGGGUCAGCUUUUUCAAGACCAGAACUUUCACUUUGGCAACCCGCUCACCCGUCUUAAAGCCGGCUUGGCCGCGGGUGAGAUGACGCCCGAAAAGACCCGAGUGCGACGACUCUUGCGGCGAAUUCAACGCCGAAACUACAAGGAGCGCACGCGAGAACGCGCCUACACGCUCUUGCAAGACAUGCUGACCUCGCGCAAGAAGCUUAUUGAGAGCCGCACGGGUCAGCCGGCUCGCACGCCCAUGUCCGUCCUCAAAUUGGAACGCAAAAGCGUGCGGGCCACGCCUGAUCUAGAGUUCAAGAUCGCUCAAAGAUAUUUGAAGGAACGCAGUCUCAUUCGCCGCGAAGGCGCGCAAGUCGAAGAGGACGUGUCCGAGGAUGAAUUCUACCCGAAUGGCCCACCCAAGCGGAAGCCUCAACGCCGCGAAGUGAAUCUUCUGGAUUCAGACUAUUGGAAAAGCUUUACCAACGACAAACCUGCCACGGUUCCUCUGAAGAGCUCAGCCGUGGCCAAGCCCAGUGCCAACGCCAGUGUCAAGCCCAGUCCCAAGCCUCGUGUCAAAGAAGACCCAUCCCUCAAAUCUCUAAAUGCCACCGGUUUCAAGACGGUCCUCCAAUCAUCUUUACUCCAUCAACCUAGCCCAGCGCCACCCCCCGUGGCGGCUGGACAAUCUUUACUUUCACCCCCUAGCCAGGAUAAACCCAAGGACGGAAACAAUAUCGAUGACAGUCGGGCCGUUGAAGAAGCGGUGGCCAAUAUCCCAGGCAUGGAUGACCUCGUACCUUCCGACACAUUUGGAACUGUUUCGUGUGAAGAAGUCAUCGAAACCUCAGAGGUCCCUCUGGACGUGGAAGCCGAUGUUGAACCUGAGGGACCUGCUUGUUACUUCUCCGUGUUGCGGGACUGCUUCACCGCCAAUGCCGAGGCCAAGAUCACCAUUCCUGAUCUGGAGGAUAAGAUCAGCCAAUGGCAGGCCUCGACAUCCCGUUUGAACUGCGAUUGGCUUCAUCUGGCCAGCAGUUGGAUGGGACAAAUUCCCUCAGCCGUGGCUUUUCUCACGGGUGCUUUCCCAGAUGCUCAGCCUUCGGGGUUUAAGCCAUUUAUUCUCGUGGACCCGUCAGUGGGCACUUAUCAGUGGACGGGUCAUGGCAUGGAUUCGGAUGUCCACUUAUCGGCGUUGACGAAAUGGUGGCUAGAGAGGCGGGACCGAUGUCGUGCUGUGGCCACCAGCAGUGAGGCCCCUACCCCCACUACAGAGGCGGCCAAAGACAAGCCCAAACCUCUGGCGAACUUUUCAAGCACACCGGAGGAGCGUCAUAUGUUCCAAGAACAAGAACGUCAACGUUUCAGCAAUCCGAACCAACCUUACACGUAUCGCAUGUAUGGUCGCUCAAGUGUGGUUGGCCCGUUGAAGCCGUCCAGUAAGCACAACAUUAAGCAACAUCCUCUUAUGAUCCAUCAACGACCCCCGUAUAUUACAAUGGUUGUCUUGGUUCGGGAUGCCGUGGCGAGACUAACUCAAGGCCAAGGUACCCGCAAUGAAAUCGUCGAGUUGUUGCGCGACUCCCAAUAUCUAAACGAAGAGGGGCUCAGGGAUGCGAAUGCACUCUCGCAAUGUGUUUCCGGAGCCUUGGAUCGACUUCAAAGCGAAAUGGAUCCAUGUGUCAAAUAUGAUGGAGCCAAGAAGAUCUGGACCAAUCUGCACCACGAUCGUUCGGAAGAGGACUUUGCUCAAGCUCAUCAACAAUUUUUGGCAUCUCAAACUAAACCACCGAAACGUGGUGAGGCAGCCAAGAAGGACUUGCAAGUACAAAAUCAAGUGGCCUCACUCUCGUCUCAAAUUCCAACUGGCAUUCUUGAGAGGGCUCUGGAAGCGGCUUCCAAGACCACAACCCUAGGACAAGCUUCUCCCCAAGUGGAUGCGUCAAUGAGUUUGUCGCCUGGGUUGCCAAGUCCUUUGGCUCCCCCCACUUCAAUCCCCAUGUCGACCUUACCGUCGUCCAGUUCUGGGCAAACAGUUCAAGUGAUGACUUCGCAAGGAUUGAAAACCUUCCAAUUGUCAACGGGGUCUGCACCGAUCAUUUCCACUUCCCCACUUGGCGCGUCAUCAGGUGCCACAAAGUCCACCUCUAUUCUAACCCGAGGUCCGGAGGCCAAAAUGGCCAGUCCAUCUCAAUCUCUGCUUCUCUCGCCCAACCGAUUGCCAAGCAAACCACUUCUCCCCAAGAUGACCCUACCUCCUAGUGUGGCUCCUCCAGCACCUUCUGUUGGAUCGUCCCUCUUGGGAAAGGUGGGAACCAGUUUGCUCCAGACGGGACCUGCCCCUGUCCAAACGUCUCUCCUGUCCCCACGCCCCCCUCAACGAGGAAUCGUUUCUCAAGCACCAUUAGGACAGCAGCCUCAAACCGUUCGGCAAUCGCAUCCUUUGAGCACAGUCAGAUCUUCGCCUCAAGCCUCGUCUCAAAUCCAGAGAGUCAUUGUGAAAAAUUCGGAUGGAAAGCAAGUCCAACUGACUGCAGCCCAACUUCAGAAAUUGAUUGCAUCGGGAGCCAUAAAGCAAAGUGUCCAAAUUGCGGUGGACAGUCAGGGCUCGACUCCAAAGAAGCUAGUGAGCACGGCCCCCGCUUUGGACGCGGCUGUUUCCAGUAUAGUGGCCCGCACGAUGAAUAGCUCACCCCGAAUGACCACGGUGGUCUCUCACUCUCAGGUGCGAUCCGUUUCCAGUCCGAUUCGAGUGUCUGCCCCCAAUCAACCUUCACUUGUGAACGUGAAUCGAAUGGGGCGACCUCAAGUUCAACAGUCCCUUAUUCGGGUGGGACAAGGUGGAGCAACACAACCAAUUCGAUAUUUGAACUUGUCACAAGCCUCGCCGGCCACCACUGGGAAUCUCAUGAAAAUAUUGUCGACCACCAACAAUCAAGUCAGAGUCAUCCCGGGCGGGCAGUCUGGUGGAAUUCGUCUGGCUCAAACCUCGGCCGGAACUUCGCUUUUGCAACCCUCUCAACUACCUGCUCAACCAGUUCAAUUUUCCAUGCCCAGUGUAAUCUCGGCACCAGCUCCGGCUCCUCCACCCCAAGCCAGUGGGAACACAACUAUCCGACUGAACCAAGCCCUAAGUGCGGGUCAGAGGGUGAUUGUGGGUGGGAAGGAGUAUGUUCUGGGAACCAAUGCGGCCGGGCAACAAGUGCUGACCCCGACAGUUCAGCAGCAACAAUUGCAACAACAUCAAUUAUUGGGUCAAGCUCAAACUGUGGUCCAACAACACCCCCCGCAAGUUGUGGUCCAACAAGGCCAAGGAGUUCGAUCGGUGCUCCUGAACCAUGUUCAGUCAAAUGCCAUACAAAACAUAAGAAUUGUUCAACAACAACAGCAACAACAACAACAUCAUAACCCAUGAGGAAAAAAUGGACAGAUCGUUGCUGAUUAUACUCUUAAAUAUAGAAUUAACCUUUCGCGAAAUUUGACCCAAGUCUCAUGCUCCUUGGGGCUUUUGUUGCACAUAAAGUCACCACGGGUGAGCUCAGUCAGUCAGAUGAGAGCUUCUCCCGCCGGGUCAAAGAUAAGUUUGAAUGUCAGCAAAAACAUAAUCUCCUCCAGGGAAGAGAUUGUUUGUCCAGCAUGACCAAGGGACCAGAUUUGAGCUCAGUUCCAUUCCAGAUUGAUCAAUUAUGGGUGGUUUUUUUGCCCCGGUGAAGAAAAAUCGAUUCAAUUCCGACUCAGGCCAAAGGUCAUGCACCCUAAACGGAAAUAGAAACUUGAGAUGGGGAACAAUGUCUUCAUCGAGUCUGCCCAUUUCUGGAUGCUCUUCAUUUGAAGUUGCCCACAGAGCGUAUUGAUAAGAAGACACAUUACAGGGAUCGAAAAGGGAAGAGGACAAGAAACUGUAC
Tigriopus californicus is the source of this 4306-nucleotide messenger RNA. Its product is annotated as nuclear factor related to kappa-B-binding protein-like. The coding region runs from base 112 to 3816 and encodes 1234 amino acids. Gene Ontology annotation, cellular component: Ino80 complex. NCBI's taxonomy places the organism in Eukaryota, Metazoa, Arthropoda, Copepoda, Harpacticoida, Harpacticidae. The transcript is spliced from 6 exons. The record is from RefSeq and is a predicted model, not a curated record. Gene Ontology annotation, molecular function: protease binding.